This is a messenger RNA of Aureobasidium subglaciale EXF-2481, 3933 nucleotides long. RefSeq lists its product as uncharacterized. The record is from RefSeq and is a predicted model, not a curated record. Gene Ontology annotation, cellular component: cytoplasm. The transcript has 2 exons. Gene Ontology annotation, biological process: signal transduction; regulation of GTPase activity. NCBI's taxonomy places the organism in Eukaryota, Fungi, Ascomycota, Dothideomycetes, Dothideales, Saccotheciaceae. Bases 1 to 3933 code for a protein of 1310 amino acids.
AUGUCGCUGCACCAGCAUGCCGACCAUCCCACCACCACGUAUCAGCGUGCUGCUGCUACCCUACCGCCUCACGCGAACCAAGACGCACUGGACCUGCCAUCUCCCAGUCGAACGAGCCCGCCCAACUUGCGUCCGACGCAUGGGCAAGCACCUUUUCGUGCCAGGCCGCUAGAGAGCACUCGUCGCCUGCGUGCUUCUCAUGCCUCCGUCUCUCCUCAGUUCUCGACCAUCAUGCCUCCGACAGCUCUCACCGCCGCUGCUGCUGCUGCUGCCGCUGCUCAGCGCGGCCCUCCCCUGAACUCGCCCGCGAACCGGACCGUCUCGAUGGAUUCGACUCUGUCUUCGCUCUCUUCAUCAACUGCUCCACAGCCCGUAGUCCGCUCACAGUCGUCGAUAUCUCUGGAGAUAACCGACAUACCCACUCUGAUCGCUGCCGCUGGCUCUCCCGAGGCUGCUAUCGCGAAGCUGCUGCAAGAGAAACAUUCCGGUUCGGCACAUACCACUCAACUAUGGAGGCUGGUGGAGAAACAGAGGGCCAUGAUCCUUGGUCUCAACAAGGAUCUUGAGCGCAUACUCAAGGAGAAGGACAAGUACCGCAAGAGACUCAAGGACAUACUGGGCGAGCAGUCUUCCCGUCCGCCCACCACAAGAGAGAGCCUUGCUUCUACCGCCCAAGACGGCCAGUUUCCCAAUCUGCCCACCUCCAGUCCGUCGCUACCCACGAGUGCCUCUCUGGACAGCUUGCCUUCUGGCUAUUCGCGCCCCGCUCGUGCACAGCCAUCAGAAUCUGCAUCUUCAUUGCCUGGUCUCCCAGUGCGCUCGGCGAAUGGCUCCAAGACACCCUUGGUUUCCGAUGCCCCACAAGUAGUCUCGCCUAAAUCCUUCUCGAGCCCGAACCAGAGGUUACGCAAGGAGAAGCCUGCUCCGUUAGAUCUGUCAAGUGCCCCUACCAUGCUUCGCGAAGCCUCGGAUUCGGACGACGACGGGACCCCCCAACUCUCGAGAGGAAGAAAAAAGACAAGAGCAGACGAUGAUAGACUAAGAGAGACGCUGGCUGGCCAAAGUCAGCACAAAGAGACAGCUCAGCCCAGCAGCCGAAGUGCUUCACCUCCGACCGUCAACCGACGUAUCCCUGCCCCUGCUGAUCUGGACGCGGACCCUGGUCUUCUCAGCGACACGGAUCAGGGCGUACUCAGCGAUGCCGAAACAAUUGAUUUCGGCUCUCCCCAGCUCGCCCAAGUACAGACAUUCCAGAGCAUGGGCCAGAUGGUGUCUGCCGAUGCCCCCGUCCAGCCCAAGCGCCAUCCUGUAUCUCUGACCGUUCUGAGCCCUGGUCUACCCAUGAGCCCUCGUCCUGGAGACAGGCCUAUGAAUUCGCCUAUGCCUAGAGCUUUCAAGCAAUCCUUGUCCUCAAUACCCAUUUCGCCCAGACUUGCUGGCCAGAUGCCUCUGUCACCCCGUGCCCCUCGUCAACCUAUUCCGAUGCCGCCGCAGACGCCUCUUUCGUUCGCAUCCCCUCAUCUUGCUCGUGCAGAGACCUAUCAGGCGCUGGCCGCAAAUCCAAUGUCCGACAGACUCGCAGUUCCAUCGCGACCACACGUGGCCGAAAACGAACAGUUUUCGAAUGCGCCCACUCCAAAAUCGCCCGGUGAAAUCUAUCGCGGAUUUGUGUCAGAGCAGUAUCCUGGCCUUCUUCUGCCUCCAAACGCUCUUCCUUCUAUCUAUGUAAAAGUAGACUCAUCGCGGUUGCGACCGUCGAGGCAUAGUUACAUGGCGCCGAGACCAUCUGAGGAAAACCCUGUCAUCACUCUUGCUGUUUUUGCUCGAUCCGACAGAACACAACUAUGGCGCGUAGAGAAGUCAUUGACUGCUAUGUCCGUCUUUGAUCAACAAAUCAAGACCGCAUCUAAUUUCAGAACAAAGCUUCCAGAUCGUUCUUUGUUUACAGGUCACGCUCCUGCCCGAAUGGACGCCCGUAGGAAUGCAUUAGCCAUGUAUUUCGAUAGCAUGCUCGACACUCCCAUGGAUGAUCAAGCCGCUGUCAUCAUUUGUGGCUUCCUGACCGCUGACGCUAUCGGCCCAGACAUGCCAGACUACUUUUCGCAAGAAGCGGUCAAGACUGUCAAAGCUCCAGUGAUUCAAGGAGGAGGAGGAGGAGGAGGAGGAGGAGGAGGAGGAGGAGGUGUUCGAAAAGAUGGCUAUCUGACAAAACGUGGAAAGAACUUUGGUGGUUGGAAAGCCAGAUACUUUGUGCUGGACGGACCAACUCUCAAAUAUUUCGAAGCUCCAGGAGGCGCUAUUAUGGGCUCGAUCAAACUGACGAGCGCGCAAAUCGGCAGGCAAGCUCAUCAUACUCCACGUCAUGAGGAAGAUGACAGCGAUAGUGAUUAUCGACAUGCUUUCCUGAUCCUUGAGCCCAAGCGCAAGGACUCGUCAAAUCAUGUGAGGCAUGUGCUUUGUGCCGAGAGCGAUGAAGAACGCGAUGCUUGGGUUGAGGCUUUACUGCACUACGUCGAUCAUAUUGUGUCACCCACGACUCUGAGGAAGCAAGAUUCGUUACACACAAUGCGCAGUCCACGAUUGCAGAAAUCCAUGAAUGAUCUCUCAUCAGCGAGUUCGAGACAGUCCGAUAGCUCUUGUAUGCUGCGUAGCAUUCCAUACCAAGCUACUGUACCUGCCGAAGCGCCUGUGAUUGGGCCCACUCGCGAUCUUGCCACGCCUUCACCAAUCGGCUCUCCAGCAAUUGGUGACAUCGAGCAACACCACGACUCAAGCCAUCACCCACAAAUUUCAGGUCCGACGAAUGGUGCAGUCAUUCAAAAUGCAGAGUCCUGGGGCAACAGAAGGGAACCUGUCACCCAGACCAAAGACAAGAAGCGAAGCAUAUUCGGUUUCAGAGGCCGCUCAUCCUCUGACACGGUUCCUGGAAGUAUACCUAAGGAUCUGGUCCAGAGUGAAUCGCCUGUUCUUGUGAGACCGGUCUUUGGCGUACCCUUGGCCGAAGCUAUAGAAAUUGCGCCACCGUCGGACGUUCCAGUUCACCUUCCCGCAGUGGUUUAUCGGUCCAUCGAAUAUCUGAGAGCCAAGCACGCCUCGUCAGAAGAGGGUAUAUUCCGUCUGUCUGGCUCUAACAUAGUCAUCAAGGCAUUGAAGGAGCGAUUCAACACCGAGGGCGAUGUCAAAUUGCUCGAAGGCCAGUACUAUGAUAUCCAUGCAGUUGCAAGUCUCCUAAAGCUCUACCUUCGGGAGCUUCCUGCUAGCAUUCUCACAAGAGAACACCAUCUUGAGUUCCUCAAAGGUCUGGAUGUGGACGAGAAAGUCAAGGUUGAAGUAUUCAAUGUCCUUGUGAACAAGCUGCCUAGGGCGAACCGAGAACUUCUAGAUAUUCUGAGCACGUUCUUACGCGAGAUUGUAGAUAGAGAGGGUACCAACAAGAUGAGUGUCCGGAACGUCGGCAUUGUCUUUGCACCAACACUGAAUAUCCCGGCCCCCCUCAUAUCCCUAUUUGUGAUGGAGAACGACAGAGUCUUUGGUCCUCCAAUCGACAUAACAACUCCGGUCACAUCACAGCCUGCAGAUACACCGCUAUCAGGGGCCGCUCCCGAAAGCGUCAGAUCGCCUCGACACAAGAUGUCCAGCGAAUCGUCAACACCUGGAUACAAUCAGACAAGCUUCUUCCAGCAGCCUGCACCGCCUACCCGCGAUGGCCACGACAAUGGCUUUGCACCAUCUCAGGCAGCAAACAACGAGAACAGAUCCGUGCCGCAUAAUGACAGAUUCUCUGGGUCGAACGGAAGUCGUACAAAUCAACUGAGCAAUCCGAUGAGCAAGCAAGCCAAACGGGAGAGCAACACAUUAUUCAUGAAUUUCGGGCCUGCGGGCCAAAGAGAGCCCCCACUCAGUCGUCUUCGGGAGGCUGAAAACUUCGAUUGA